Messenger RNA from Agrilus planipennis (emerald ash borer), 387 nucleotides. It is a transcript of the gene Ccdc56, whose product is annotated as cytochrome c oxidase assembly factor 3, mitochondrial. The coding region runs from base 113 to 367 and encodes 84 amino acids. Gene Ontology annotation, cellular component: mitochondrial inner membrane. The transcript has a single exon. NCBI's taxonomy places the organism in Eukaryota, Metazoa, Arthropoda, Insecta, Coleoptera, Buprestidae. Gene Ontology annotation, biological process: mitochondrial respiratory chain complex IV assembly. The record is from RefSeq and is a predicted model, not a curated record.
UAGAAAUUGUAGGUUAUAUUUGGAUUUAGUUGAGAAAUGUUAAAAAUGCUGUUAUCUACAUAGUAGAAUUUUACCACACAUUACAAUUAAUUUUUACUCAAUAGCUAAUAAAAUGAGUGAGCCUGAAAGCAAAGUAGAUUUUAGUAAACUAGGAAAAGCAAAUUUGGACCUGAUAAAACUGAUUGAAGAAAAAAAUCGGGCUAGAGUGGAGAAGUUGAGGAAAGUUCGUAAAAAUAACUUAAUUACUGCUGGAAUAAUUGGUUGUUGUGUAUUAAGUAUCUACACCUAUUCUAUUUUUGCCAUUAAACAGGAGAAAUUUCUAGACGAUUUUGAAGAACCUCAAAAAAUAAUUGAAGUCAAAAAGUAGUUUAAGAAAAAUGUGUGCUG